Molecule: messenger RNA, 1578 nt
Organism: Hyaloscypha bicolor E
Lineage: Eukaryota; Fungi; Ascomycota; Leotiomycetes; Helotiales; Hyaloscyphaceae
Product: MFS multidrug transporter-like protein
Exons: 3
Coding region: 1-1578 (525 amino acids)
Biological process (GO): transmembrane transport
Molecular function (GO): transmembrane transporter activity
Source: RefSeq, a predicted model, not a curated record
AUGCCGAAUGUUGAGGAAGUGAAUGGCUCCACUAAGUUUGAUACAAAAGUGGGGUCAAAGAAGAACAGCCAGAACGGGAAUGCGAAUGCUUCUACAUCAACAAGAAGUAGUGAUGAAAAGGGACGUUUGGCGAAGAUCAAAAACCACAAGUAUGUCAGAGCAUGUUGGGGUUUCGUGACCUGGACACCUGAGCGCUGUCGGUGGAACCCAGAAUCACCUCCAAAAUUCAGCUUGGGUUUGAACCUUCUAUUUGGAUUUGCUGGCACGUUUACAGUUGCGAACCUCUACUACAACCAUCCUAUUCUUAAUAUACUAGCCAGAGACUUCAACAUCACCGAUGAGCGUUCGUCUCUGAUUCCAACGGUGAUGCAAGCUGGAUAUGCCGCUGGUCUCCUCUUCCUCUGCCCCCUCGGGGACAUAUUCCCCCGCAGGGCUUUCGUUUUAAUACUAGUCUUCUUCACUGCCACAGUGUGGCUCGGCCUGUGCGUGACGAAGUCCUUCUCGGUUUUCCUGGCACUCUCUUUCAUCACAGCUGUCUCAACGGUCACCCCACAAUUAAUGCUCCCUCUCGUAGGCGACCUCGCCCCCCUCCACAAGCGUGCUACUGCGCUUUCAAUUGUCGUCUCAGGGCUACUCCUCGGGAUGCUCAUUGCACGACUCCUAUCUGGUAUUUUGACUCAAUAUACCAGCUGGAGAAGUAUCUAUUGGUUCUCGUUUGGCAUGCAAUACCUUUCCUUCUUAUUAUUAUUUCUCUUUAUGCCAGACUAUCCUAGGACGAUUCCUGGCGGUUUAAAUUACUUCAGUAUCCUCUUCAGCAUCUUAAAAAUGGUUGUCAAACACCCUGUAUUAGUCCAGGCGUGUGGAGUAGGGUUUCUCGUAUCCAGUACCUUUACAUCAUACUGGACAACCCUCACCUUCCUCCUAUCAUCCCCGCCAUACUCAUUUAACCCGGUCACAAUUGGGCUCUUCGCUCUCGUCGGCAUCGGAGCCAUGUGUUUCGGGCCCUUCUACUCCAAAGCAAUCAUCGACCGCUUCGUUCCACUCUUCAGCGUCAUACUAGGUCUCAUCUACUGCAUUACCGGCGUAAUAAUCGGCACAUACAGCGGGAAACAUACAGUUGCCGGGCCCAUCAUUCAAGCCUUUGCCAUUGACCUCGGUCUCCAAACAUCCCAAAUCGCAAAUAGAUCCGCAAUCUACGCCAUCGAACCGAAAGCGAGGAAUCGAGUCAAUACCGCAUACAUGGUCUCGGUCUUCUGUGGUCAGUUGAUGGGGACGGCCGUUGGUAAUAGGCUUUAUGCGAAGGGAGGUUGGAUUGCGAGUGGGAGUGCCAGCGUGGGGUUCAUUAGUGUGGCGCUCUUGUUUUGUUUUGCUAGGGCACCUUGGGAGCAGGGCUGGGUUGGUUGGGGUGGUGGGUGGGCGAUUAGGAGGAGGGAUUUGGCAGGAAGACAUGAGCCUGCGGUUGAGCAGGCAUUGAAUGAGUUGUCUGCUGAGUCUGGGAAGGAGUUUACUGAAGGUGAAAAGCCAGUGGAGGGUGAGGAGUCUGGCGCGAGGGAUGUGUCGCAUACCCAGUCGAGGUAG